Molecule: messenger RNA, 1236 nt
Organism: Aspergillus ochraceoroseus IBT 24754
Lineage: Eukaryota; Fungi; Ascomycota; Eurotiomycetes; Eurotiales; Aspergillaceae
Exons: 3
Coding region: 1-1236 (411 amino acids)
Source: RefSeq, a predicted model, not a curated record
AUGAGCGGUGAAACUUGUGAAGUUCCCAUUAUGCUUAGCCCAGACAGAAACCUCACAUACGAGGAUAUCGCGAAGCUCAAUCCCUUCUAUGAAGAGUACAGAGCCUUUUGGACUGAUUCCCCCGGUCUUACCGAUACCUCGUUCUCCUCGGAUGAUUCGUCCAAGGCUCCCUCUUUGCAAUCCAAUUAUUCGGGUUCUGACCCUUCUUCUCUUCCUUUCGAAAUGCCUGCAUCGCCACUGUUUCAUAUCAAGCCUCUUCCUGCCGUUCCAGUUGCGGAAAAUCUCAGGGUGGCUCUUCAUACUCACAGUGAAUGCAAACCUACCUAUGAUGAGUACCAUGGACGUCAGGUCAGCCAGAUGGCAGUCGUGGAGGUCGAUGAGCGGCACCCGUCAAAGGCUCCGACUGUAAUGAACGACUGUGACAGUUUCCACGAUGACGACGACGCAGUGACGCCUGAUCCGGUUGACCUUACGCUGGGCCGGACUAGGUCCUCGCACAAGAAGCUCUUUGGAGAGAACGGUUGGCUUGGCUGCACCGCUGAAUUGGGAACUCCACCCACCAACAGGCUGAGAUACAAGAGCUUGAAGGGCCUAGGAAAGAAGAUUAAGCAACAUGUCGAAGAAAUUGCUGGUGACAUGGCCAGGGUAUAUCCAAAUCCAUUCCACACCUCUUACGAACCGAGGGUGGUACCGGAAUUGACUAUUCCCGUUUCUUUUGAUCCCGAGGUGCAGGCGAAGCUGUAUUCUGAGAUGGAGGUCAUGAUCUGUGUUAGUGCAAACAACUUCCUUGUCCAGCAAUACAAAGACGGCCGCAUAUCCAAAGACUCAAUCAAGAAGGUCGCCAACUUCUGGGGCUCCAAAAACAGACCACAAGUCGCGGAAUUCCGCUUUGAUCAAGCCACUCAACGACGGCUAAUCUUGUCCAAUAUUCGAACCUUGCACUUCAGCGGCGAGAGUUCGACGAACCCAGUGCUUCUGAAUUCGAACCUACACAAUUGGAAAGCAAUUGUCAAAGAGAUGAGUGUUCGGACUUUCUGCGCUCCCGACAGCGUCAUCCGGAAGCACAUGCACGACAUCCAGAAGCUUCUUGACAUGUUAGGUGCACCGGCCGAUACAUUCCUCGCGUUCGAAGACCUGCAAGUGCGAACACUAGGUCUAAUGAAGGAGCAUUGGGCCAAGAAGUACCUUGCUCAACACGAACGUAGUCCAUCCUUGUCGGGCCAUCAAUCGCGUUGA